Messenger RNA from Cuscuta epithymum, 367 nucleotides. NCBI's taxonomy places the organism in Eukaryota, Viridiplantae, Streptophyta, Magnoliopsida, Solanales, Convolvulaceae. The record is from the annotation of a GenBank genome assembly.
UUUUUUUGCAAACUUUGAUGGGCGUGUUACUAUUUGUUCUGACAUAUGGGAGGAUGAUUUUCAUCAUUUAUAUUAUUUGGAUCUGACUGCACAUUAUAUUGAUGAGGAUUGGAAUAUGCAUAAACGUGUUCUUGCUUUUCGUGAAUUUAAUGAUCGUCACACCGCUGAACAUAUUUAUAUUUUGAUUGAGCGUAUUUUAAUUGAGUAUAAUUUGAUUGAUAAGGUGUUUGCUAUUGGUUUCGAUAAUGCUACUAGUAAUACUGCUGCUAUACCUAGAUUGCGUGAAUUGUGUGGUGCCAAUACUUUGAUGGAUAGAUUUUUUUAUCAACGCUGUGCAUGCCAUGUUAUAAAUUUAUGUGUGCAAGAC